AUGGAACUUGAAUUCAAAUUACCUACUGUGGACCAUGUAGAUUCAUUUAUAUCUGCAGAAAUUCCAAACAGAAAUGAAGAUCCAGAAUUAUUUAUCCUGGUGAAAGAGUAUAUGAUACAUGGUCCAUGUGGUAAUGCUAGGUUGAGCUCUCCAUGUAUGGUAGAUAUGAAGUGUUCAAAAGGCUUUCCCAAAAAAUUUCAAGAUCAUACAACACUAGAUUCAAACGGGUUUCCAUUAUACAGAAGGAGAAACGAUGGUGCUUCUGUUAUGAAAAAUAAAGUUGACCUUGGUAACAGGAGUGUGGUUCCGUACAACAAAAAAUUAUUGAAAAGAUAUCAAGCUCAUAUCAACGUUGAAUGGUGCAAUCAAGCCGCCUCGAUAAAAUAUCUGUUUAAAUACAUUAAUAAAGGUCCUGAUAGAGCCACUAUAGCUGUUGUGCAUGGUGAUAAUCAACCGGAAGAGCAACCACAAGACGAGAUCAAAGAGUAUUACGAUUGCCGGUAUAUAUCAGCUUGCGAAGCAUCUUGGAGGAUAUUUGCUAAUGAAGUACAUUAUAGAAGACCUUCUGUUAUGAGGCUUCCAUUCCAUCUACCUGGCCAACAACCUGUUGUUUUCGGCCCUGAUGAGGAUAUUAACUCUGUUCUAAACAAACCGUCAGUUAAAUCUUCAAUGUUUCUAUCAUGGAUGGAACGUAAUAAAGACCCAAAUGACCUGUUGGCCCGUACACUUACAUACGUUCAGUUCCCUAUUUUUUUAUGUAUGGAAGCUAGACAAGCGAGUAUGGGAACCAAGAAAAGGGAAAAAAUCAAUUGGCAGGAUUCAUUCCGUAUCUCCGUCUCUAGAGAUGCUUGCUACGCACUUGGUCUUUUAGAUGAUGAUUCAGAGUAUGUGGAGGCAAUAAAAGAAGCAAAUUUAACUGGAAGCUCUUCAUACAUUCAGAAUUUAUUUUCUACGAUGUUGUUAUCCAGUAGUCUUUCUAGACCUGAGGUUGUUUGGGAAAGUUCGUGGAGAUACAUGGCGGAUGAUUUUGUUUACAGACUAGCAAAAUACCAUCGAGUUACAGCGUUAUCAAUUCCAGAUCACCAACUGAAGAACUAUGUUUUGUGCGAAAUUGAAAAGUUUUUAUUGCGAAAUAAUUCUUCGUUGCGAAGAUUUGAAUCAAUGCCAUAUCCAAAUAUGUCGUCUUCAGGUAUUUCAGAUUGUCGUUUGAUAUACGAGGAGCAGUCCUAUGAUACAACAUACCUUGGAAAUCUGUACGAUAGUCAAUUGACAAUGUUAACUGACGAACAACGCUCUGUUUUUGAAGAGAUUAUGGCAGCAGUAAACAGUGAUAACGGUCGGAUUUUUUUCCUUUAUGGGUAUGGUGGAACAGGUAAAACAUUUCUAUGGAAGACAUUGUCCGCUGCAAUUAGAUCAAGAGGUCAAAUCGUGUUAAAUGUGGCUUCAAGUGGAAUUGCAUCGUUGUUGUUAGAUGGUGGUAGGACUGCACAUUCCAGGGUUAGCAUACCGUUGAAUCUUACUGAAGAUUCGGUAUGUAAUAUAAAACCAGAAAGUGAUCCGUCUAAAUUACUUCAUGAGACUAAAUUGAUAAUUUGGGAUGAAGCACCUAUGGUACACAAACAUGCAUUUGAAGCGCUCGAUAGAACAAUGAAUGACGUUUUCAACAUUGACACAUCUCUCAAUUCAGAAAUCCGGUUUGGAGGUAAGGUUAUUGUUUUUGGUGGCGAUUUUAGACAGAUAUUACCUGUUGUUCCAAAUGGUGGGAGACAAGAGAUUGUUAAUGCCUCCUUAUGUUCGUCUUAUCUGUGGAGUAAAUGUAAAUUGCUAAGACUAACAAGAAACAUGAGGUUAACGGUUGGAACAUCUACAGCUGAUGUUGAUGAAAUAAAUACUUUUGGCAAAUGGAUUUUGGAUUUAAGUGAGGGUAACGUUGGUGGUCCAAAUGAUGGAGAAGCAACUAUUGAAAUACCACAAGAUCUUUUGAUUACUGAUGCAUCUAAUCCAAUUGCAAGUUUAAUUGAUUUUGUUUAUCCAUCAAUCUUUGAAAACGUAGACGCCCAUAACUAUUUCAGUGACCGGGCUAUACUUGCACCUAAAAAUGAUGUUGUUCAUGAGAUUAAUGACAGGUUGCUAGCAAUGUUUCCUGGUGAAGAAAAAGAGUAUCUUAGCUCUAACAGUCUUUGUCCGUCUGAAGAUGUAAAUUCUACACAACAAAGACUUUACUCUCCGGAUGUGCUCAAUGGUCUAAAAAUAUCAGGCCUACUAAAUCAUAGGUUAGUCCUUAAAGUUGGUGUUCCAGUGAUGUUAUUAAGAAAUAUUGAUCAACGGAAUGGAUUGUGCAACGGUACAAGGCUACAAGUAAAAAAGCUGCACAACCGUGUAAUAGAAGCGGAGAUAAUAUCUGGUUCAAAUAUUGGUACUUGCACAUAUAUCCCUCGAUUAAACUUGAUACCUUCUGAUAAAAAGAUUCCUUUUGCUUUUCAAACGAGGCAAUUUCCACUGGUCGUAUGUUUUGCAAUGACCAUCAACAAAAGUCAAGGCCAGUCUCUUUCAAGAGUUGGUUUGUACCUCAAACAACCGGUCUUCUCUCAUGGUCAAUUGUAUGUUGCCUUAUCAAGGGUGAAAACAAGAAAUGGGGUCAAAAUACUCAUACUUGACAACAACGGAAAACCUACGGAUAAAACAACUAAUGUGGUGUAUAAAGAGAUUUUCAACGAAUUGUGA
Molecule: messenger RNA, 2724 nt
Organism: Helianthus annuus (common sunflower)
Lineage: Eukaryota; Viridiplantae; Streptophyta; Magnoliopsida; Asterales; Asteraceae
Product: ATP-dependent DNA helicase RRM3-like
Exons: 3
Coding region: 1-2724 (907 amino acids)
Biological process (GO): DNA repair; telomere maintenance
Molecular function (GO): DNA helicase activity
Source: RefSeq, a predicted model, not a curated record